AUGUUGCCACUGCUUGCCGUUUCGUGCUUUCUAGGCGUGGCCGCCGCCUCGGCGCCCGUCGCAGGCGCCCAUGACGAUGUCCUCACCGCCUACCUGGAGGAAGGAUCGCUCCCGGACAGCUUCCGUCAGCAGCUGCAGCAAAUGCGCGACAAACGCGAGGUGCUCAACACGGCCUCUGCCUUCGUCGAGUCCGUCGCCGCGGGCGCCAGCGGUGACGACGAGCAGAAGGACCCCGUGAUCCAGCCUACCGGCAACUGGGCGGACGGGUUCUGGAAGCAGGGCGACUUCAAGCUGCCGAAGAACUGGGGCAGGUGGGAGGACCCCUUCACGAAGAAGGUCACCACCGUGUGGACCAUGCAGGGCCCGAAGGGGGAGCCAGGGCCUCCAGGGCCUCUUGGGCAGCAGGGGCUGCCGGGGCCCUCGGGCCCCGACGGCAUCGACAAGGACCCGUCGAUGGUAGACCUGAGCUCGGCCAAAGGCCCGGUGGGACCGCCGGGCCACCCGGGCAACGAGGGCGACCCGGGAGUCAGGGGCUCCUUCGGCCCCCCGGGGCCACCUGGCGACCAGGGGCCGACCAUACCCUUCUCCGAGAAGCAGACGGCGCGCAUCGAGAACCUCCUCGUGGCACUCUCGAGCUCCCUGGAGCGGGCCGUGGAGAUGGACAAGAUCGGCGAGACGGUCGUCGUGAAGCGGCUGGAGGCCCUCGAGAAGCACAUCGCGGCCCUGGAGGCCACCCAGAUGAAGAACCUGGAGCUGGUGCGAGAGGCGCAGGCGGCACGGAAGAACAGCUCCGAGAUCGACAAGGUCGUCGCCGCCGGCCUCCAGGUCAACGCCACGGUCCGCGAGCUGCAGAGGGAGGACGAGCAGAUCCAGAACCGCUCGGACGCCCUAAAGAGGGAGAUCAUCGAGCUGAACGCGAAGGACGCGAUGGGCACGGACAGAAACAUCAGGCCCGGCGACUUCCCGUCCGCCGGCAGCGCCGCCGGCUCGGCGGGGUCGCCCUCGCCUUGCUCGAAAACGGGCGCAGGCCCCGCCAACGUGAACCCCUUCUUCACCAGCGUGCCGCAGGCGCCCGCGCCUGGCCAGCAGGUCGGCUCGGCCUUCGACCUGGCCCCAGCGCCCGCGCUGCCGCCGCUGCAGCCGGGCCAUCCCCACGAUCCUGGCUACGGCCAGCAGCCGCCCUUCGCGGCGCCGGCGCCCGGCUACGGCCCGCAGCCGCCCGUGCAGCAGAUGUACGGCACGGCGCCCGCGGAGCCCUUUGCCCCCGCCGCGCCCGGGCCGGUGCAAGGCCCGUACCCGCCGCAG
Messenger RNA from Prorocentrum cordatum, 1305 nucleotides. NCBI's taxonomy places the organism in Eukaryota, Dinophyceae, Prorocentrales, Prorocentraceae. The record is from the annotation of a GenBank genome assembly.